Molecule: messenger RNA, 1461 nt
Organism: Manis javanica (Malayan pangolin)
Lineage: Eukaryota; Metazoa; Chordata; Mammalia; Pholidota; Manidae
Source: RefSeq, a predicted model, not a curated record
AUGGACCCAGCUCGACCUGCUCUGCAUAAACGCUGGCGCGCAAGCACGGCUCGGCCACGGGGGUGCCCCUCCGCAGGGUCACCCAGCUCUGACCUGCCGCCUUACUUGCUCCCCCCCACUUCCCACAAUCUCCGCGCUGACUCUAGACGGGUGGAUGAGUGGAACCAGGGGGCGAUUGGCAGCUACCAGUUGUUCGCGGCCGCGCUGGGCAACCUAGAAUGGUUACAGUUCUGUCUGAACCAGGACCAUGGGAAAAUCGCUGCUGAUGACAAGGGUUUCACUGCCAUCCACUUUGCAGCCCAGAGUGGCCAGCUUGCAUGUCUGCAGGUCUUAGUGGAGGAGUACAAGUUUCCCGUGGACCUGCCCACCAACAGUGGCCAGACAGCCCUGCACCUUGUCAUCCAUGGGGACAACAAGUCCAUGGCCCUCCCCUGCAUUCACUAUCUACUUAAGCAGGGGGCAGACAUCAACCCCCAAACAUGCAAUGGCUCCACGCCCCUGCACCUGGCAGCCCAGGAGGGCCUGCUGAGCUGUGUGAAGAUCCUCGUGCAAAAUGGCGCCAAUGUCCAUAUCCAAGAUGGUGUGGGCUGCAAGCCCAUCGACUACUGCAAAAUAUGGAACCACCGUGUCUGUGCCCGGUUCCUGAAGGAUGCCAUGUGGAAACAGGACAAGAAGGACUUUGCCUGUGAGAUGGGGAAACUGAAGAAGCUCAAGGACCAGCUGGCCCUCAUGAAGCAGGACUACCUGACUGAGUAUCAAAAAGAGCACCAAAUUCUAAAAGAGGCUGAUUUCAAGAAAUGGCUCCAUUGCAAGCUGCCGCUCCAAAGCACCAAGCAAGAGCCCAGUGCCCCAUGCCGGUCUAUUGCCUUCUCCGAGACCCCCAACCACCAGGGAUUGGGGCCUCCCAAAAGCUUCCACCCUUCCCUGGAGGCACACCUGCGACAGACACCACGGCCUAGGAUGCAGCCCUUGGUGAUACCCAAGCCCAUUUAUACAAAGUCCACGGUCAGGCAGCCCAAGUUGUGGAAUAUCAGUAACAACCCUGCCAGAUCCCCCACCACCCAGAUUGGCUACCCACAGGGCAGCCGCCUGGCUGUGCAUCCAGACCUCAGCUCGGAGCACGACUUCCGCAGCUUCCUGGACGUGAGUUCUGAUGGACAUGGUGGGACACAGCUGCGCACGGUGGCUGGCAACCAGGUGGCCCCUGUGCCCCAGCUGCCUUUCGAGGUGAUAGUCCGUGAGCUGUACCCUUCAGUGCGGCCCUACAGGAUGAAGGUGCCCCAGGGCUUUUGCUCUCUCAGCCUGAGUAAUGUGCCUCGGAAACGGCGCUUGGGUGAUGACAGCUCCUGGACGGACACCCUGGCCAUGAACCUGCGUGAAACAUUUGACGAUGCCUUCCUGGCAGCUGUGAGAGCCCAUCAAGGGUCCCCUACUCUGCCCUCCCCCAAGCCCUCCCCAUAA